Messenger RNA from Fragaria vesca subsp. vesca, 1482 nucleotides. Its product is annotated as probable pectinesterase 29-like. The transcript has 8 exons. The record is from RefSeq and is a predicted model, not a curated record. Gene Ontology annotation, biological process: cell wall modification. Lineage: Eukaryota; Viridiplantae; Streptophyta; Magnoliopsida; Rosales; Rosaceae. Gene Ontology annotation, molecular function: pectinesterase activity. Bases 1 to 1482 code for a protein of 493 amino acids.
AUGGUUGGAGAAGGUCGGCUGCAGUCGCAAAUGGUCGAAGCUGACCGGAAAAUGGGAACGGAGCAGGGGUGCCAAAUAAGAUCAUUGGCCAAUGUGAUAGGCACUACAGGUUUUAUUACAGCACAGGGUCGUGAAGGUCCAAAUGAAACUACUGGUUUUGUUUUCAAAGAUUGUCAUGUAUAUGGAUCAGGCACUUCAUUUCUUGGAAGAGCAUACAGAAACUACUCGAGAGUACUGUUUUCCGGGACAUACAUGGAAAACGUUGUUGCGCCGGAGGGUUGGUCGCUCUGGACACCACCGCAGAUUAGUUUCGCGGAUUCAAUCAUAUUCGCGGAGAAUAACUGCAGUGGACCUGGAGCAGAAAUGUCCCAUCGUGUUCCAUGGGAGAAGAAGUUAUCGAAUGAAGAAUCAAAAGUCCGUUGCAACCUGCUAACAAAUAAUAUGGAGUCUCUCAUAACAACAAUACUACUCUCAUUGCUGGCUCUCUUCUAUUUCUUGUCUAAAUUGGGUUCAUGCUCUCAUGCAAUGAAAUUUGAUCUAACUGAUGAGGUAUCACGCACCUUUAAAGUGGAUAUGAAGGGCCACGGAGAUUUUAGAACAGUGCAAGAAGCCAUUGAUUCCAUCCCUUCAAAUAACUCUUGGUGGACUCGAAUCAUUCUUAACCAUGGUCUUUACUUUGAAAAAGUGGUAAUUCCUCAAGAGAAACCAUACAUUAUUCUUGAAGGACACCCUAAGUUUCUUACUGCAAUUGAAUUUGGGGAUUUCGGUAGUGUUGGAAAGAGUCCUACAUUUACGUUACUUGCUGAUAAUUUUGUGGCUCGGAAUAUAUUAUUCAAGAAUUCAUAUGACCAUCUUAUUAAAGAGGAUCCCAACCGGAGAACUACUUGGGCAGUUGCUGCUAAAAUUGUUGGAGACAAAGCUAGUUUUUAUCACUGUGGCUUCAUUAGCUUGCAAGAUACACUCUGGGAUGCCAGAGGUCGUCACUAUUUUUAUGAUUGUGAUGUUCGUGGUGCUAUAGACUUUAUCUGGGGCAAUGGCCAGUCAAUCUAUGAGAAAUGUCAGAUAAUGUCUUUGAGCAAAAUAAUUGGCACUACUGGUUAUAUCACAGCUCAAGGUCGUGAAGGUCCAGAUGAAACUACUGGGUUUGUAUUCAAAGAUUGUUACGUAUGCGGAUCAGGCACUGCUUUUCUUGGAAGAGCAUACAGAAACUACUCAAGAGUCUUGUUCUCAGGGACGUAUAUGGAAAAUGUUAUUACCCCGGAGGGUUGGUCCCUUUGGACGCCACCCCAAAUUAGUUAUGCGGAUGUGAUCACAUUCUCGGAAGCGAAUUGCCGAGGACCUGGAGCAGAUUUGUCCCGUCGUAUUUCAUGGGAGAAGAAGCUAUCGGAUGAGGAAGUGAUUAGUUUAACAAAUACAGCUUCUUUCAUAGACCAAGAUGGCUGGUUGGGAAAGCAACCCCGCGCGUUAAGUCGACCUUUAUAA